UUCAGUGUCAACCAGCACGACCAUUCCCCCCAUCUAUUCCUGACGCCUCGAGCAAACCGUCAAGAUGGGUCGCGUCAUCCGCAACCAGCGUAAAGGUCGCUCAAGCAUAUUCCACGCCAUCACCCGUCUGAACAAGGCCCCCGCCAAGUUCAGAUCUCUCGACUACGCCGAGCGACAUGGCUACGUCCGCGGUGUCGUGAAGCAGAUUGUUCACGAUGCCGGUCGUGGUGCCCCCCUCGCCAAGGUUGUCUUCCGUGACCCUUACCGCUUCAAGCACCACACCGAGACUUUCAUCGCCAACGAGGGCAUGUACACCGGCCAGUUCAUCUACGCUGGCAAGAACGCUGCCCUGACCGUCGGCAACGUCCUGCCCCUGGGCGUCAUGCCCGAGGGUACUGUCGUCUCCAACGUCGAGGAGAAGGUCGGCGACCGUGGCACUCUGGGCCGUACCUCGGGCAACUACAUCACCAUCAUCGGCCACAACCCCGAUGAGGGCAAGACCCGUAUCAAGCUGCCCUCCGGUGCCAAGAAGGUUGUCCACAGCGGCUCCCGUGGCAUGAUUGGUAUUGUCGCUGGCGGUGGCCGAACGGACAAGCCCAUGCUGAAGGCCUCGCGUGCCAAGCACAAGUUCGCUGUCAAGCGCAACUGCUGGCCCAAGACUCGUGGUGUUGCCAUGAACCCCGUCGAUCAUCCUCACGGUGGUGGUAACCACCAGCAUAUUGGUAAAGCCUCCACCAUCAACCGUUACGCCGUGUCGGGUCAAAAGGCUGGUCUCAUCGCUGCCAGACGGACUGGUCUGCUGCGUGGUACUCAGAAGACGAAGGACUAAGGGCUUCAACGGCUGCUGUUUUCUGGGGUUUGGGUUCAUCGGAUUGCUUUGAUCGUUGGUCUCGCGUUCUGGUACAAAGAAAGGGCGGCAUGACGAAAAUCGUCGCUCUAUGGGUAGUACCUCUGGCAUUCGUGGAAUAUAAAAAAGGGAUUUUACGAAACUAAAAGACAUGCCGUCCGGCAAGCAUAGUCUCGUUUGUUUGAGAUGAUGAAAUCAAGAAACGUGACAAGAGAUGCAGUGCUGGGGGUAUGGAGACGUCGGGAGGCGGAAUGAUGAGCAGACUCAGGCGAUUUGUUUUGUACGCCCUGGAUCCGACCUGAUAUGAGCUCAGAGUGGAAUCAUAUGACCAAAACCCCUCUUUGAGUGAUUGAUCACCUUAUUUGC
This is a messenger RNA of Cryphonectria parasitica EP155, 1213 nucleotides long. Its product is annotated as 60S ribosomal protein L2. The record is from RefSeq and is a predicted model, not a curated record. The transcript is spliced from 4 exons. Gene Ontology annotation, biological process: cytoplasmic translation. The coding region runs from base 65 to 829 and encodes 254 amino acids. Lineage: Eukaryota; Fungi; Ascomycota; Sordariomycetes; Diaporthales; Cryphonectriaceae. Gene Ontology annotation, cellular component: cytosolic large ribosomal subunit; ribosome. Gene Ontology annotation, molecular function: RNA binding; structural constituent of ribosome.